UGACUGAGGAAGAGUCUGAAGGAGAGGGCGACACCUCUGCACCAUCGCGACUGAGAGUGACCCACGUUCACGAACUGGCGCCGGCGUGUCUGUGGAGAAGACGCCUCAUGUCCUAGAAGAGGUUGGACGUGAUUGGCGGAGGACUACAUUUCCCGGUAGACCAAGCGCACUAUAACAGCGCCUCCCUCCUCUCAGGUGGCGCCGGAGCAUUGUGGGAUUGGAUGAGUCUCAAGAUGGACAACCGGGAUGUUGCAGGAAAGGCUAACCGGUGGUUCGGGAUGGCACAGCCCAAGUCUGGAAAGAUGAAUAUGAACAUCCUCCACCAGGAAGAGCUCAUCGCUCAGAAGAAGCGGGAAAUCGAGGCCAGAAUGGAACAGAAGGCCAGGCAGAGUCACACAGCCAGUCCACAGCCCCCUCAUCCUGGGGAAAUUGCCAAUGCACAUAACUCCUGCAUCUCCAACAAGUUUGCCAAUGAUGGCAGCUUCCUGCAGCAGUUUCUGAAGUUGCAGAAGGCACAGACAAAUACAGAUCCAGCCCCCAGGCCUCCUCCUGGCAUGCCCACACCCAACACCUUAAAGAGACCCCUCCUGCUGACCAAGCGGACAGGCCUGGGGCUGGGCGGCUCAGUGGGCCCCGUGAAGAACUACUCACAUGCCAAGCAGCUGCCUGUCGCACACCGCCCGAGUGUCUUCCAGUCUCCUGAUGAUGACGACGAGGAGGAGGACUAUGAGCAGUGGCUGGAGAUCAAAGUUUCACCCCCAGAGGGAGCCGAGACUCGGAGAGUGAUAGAGAAGCUGGCCCGUUUUGUGGCGGAAGGAGGCCCAGAGCUAGAGAAAGUAGCUAUGGAGGACUACAAGGAUAACCCGGCCUUCACCUUUUUACAUGAUAAGAAUAGCAGGGAAUUCCUGUACUACAGAAAGAAGGUGGCUGAGAUCAGGAAGGAGGCCCAAAAGCCACAGGCAGCCACCCCGAAAGUUUCACCCCCAGAGGACGAAGAGGCCAAGAACCUUGCAGAAAAGUUGGCCAGGUUCAUAGCAGACGGGGGUCCUGAGGUGGAGACCAUCGCCCUCCAGAACAACCGUGAGAACCAGGCCUUCAGUUUUCUCUAUGAUCCCAACAGCCAAGGGUACAAAUACUACCGGCAAAAGCUGGAGGAGUUCCGGAAAGCCAAGGCGGGCUCCACAGGCUCCCUCCCUGCUCCCAACCCCAGCCUGCGGCGCAAGUCUGCCCCUGAAGCCUUGUCAGGAGCCGUACCCCCCAUCACUGCCUGCCCCACUCCAGUGGCCCCAGCGCCUGCUGUCAACCCCACUCCAUCCAUCCCCGGGAAGCCCACCACUACAGCCACUGCGAAGAGGAAGCGGAAGAGCCGGUGGGGCCCUGAAGAGGACAAAGUGGAGCUGCCACCUGCUGAACUGGCACAGAGGGACAUAGACGCCUCGCCUUCACCUCUGUCAGUUCAGGAUCUCAAAGGGCUCGGCUACGAGAAGGGGAAACCUGUGGGCCUGGUGGGUGUCACAGAGCUGUCUGACGCGCAGAAGAAGCAGCUGAAGGAGCAGCAGGAGAUGCAGCAGAUGUAUGACAUGAUUAUGCAGCACAAGCGCGCCAUGCAGGACAUGCAGCUGCUCUGGGAGAAGGCGCUGCAGCAACACCAGCAUGGUUAUGACAGUGAUGAGGAGGUGGACAGCGAGCUGGGCACCUGGGAACACCAGUUGCGGCGCAUGGAGAUGGACAAGACACGAGAGUGGGCGGAGCAGCUAACACAGAUGGGUCGGGGCAAGCACUUCAUCGGUGACUUCCUGCCCCCUGAUGAGCUGGAGAAGUUCAUGGAGACCUUCAAGGCCCUGAAGGAGGGCCGAGAGCCGGACUACUCAGAGUACAAGGAGUUCAAGCUGACCGUGGAGAACAUUGGCUAUCAGAUGCUCAUGAAGAUGGGCUGGAAGGAGGGCGAGGGGCUGGGCACCGAGGGCCAAGGCAUCAAGAACCCAGUGAACAAGGGUGCCACCACAGUAGAUGGAGCUGGCUUUGGCAUUGACCGGCCAGCUGAGCUCUCCAAGGAGGAUGAUGAGUAUGAGGCCUUCCGCAAGAGGAUGAUGCUGGCCUACCGUUUCCGGCCCAACCCCCUGAACAACCCCAGACGGCCCUACUACUGAAUAUUCUGGAAACAAACUCUACGUUCAGAUCGCCCAUCCUCAGACUGUGGAGUGUUCUGGCAUCCAUCUCUGCCCAUCCUGUUGUUACAACUGUGCUGUGUAUUAAAGUCCCAGUACUCACCUGCUCAGCAUUUUGUCCCUGCCAUUAUCAGAAACCCCUUUUGUCCCUCGUCCAGUCCCAGUGAGGCUCAUCAUUGACUUCACAGUGACUGGAGGCCAGCCAGCUGGUGCGGACUUUACCCCAGGCAGGCGAAAGGGGCCUCUGAACACUUCGUGAUAUGUGGAUGGGCUGGUGUGUCCUGGGCACAGCUGGGGU
Molecule: messenger RNA, 2466 nt
Organism: Acomys russatus (golden spiny mouse)
Lineage: Eukaryota; Metazoa; Chordata; Mammalia; Rodentia; Muridae
Gene: Sugp1
Product: SURP and G-patch domain containing 1
Exons: 14
Coding region: 222-2150 (642 amino acids)
Biological process (GO): RNA processing
Cellular component (GO): nucleoplasm
Molecular function (GO): RNA binding
Source: RefSeq, a predicted model, not a curated record